AACACACUAGACCUCAAGGCUCAAUUCUCAAACCCAAUGCCCAACUCAUCACGAGCUAUCCCUGAAAAUGACAGAAAUGCCCUCGUACGCUGUUGGAAACCCUAUUUUCGAGCCUUACAAGCCCAAGAAACAACAAUACAAAUUGUACUCUUCGUUGCUCCCGAUCAUCUUAUCUAUCUUCACCUACAUUUUGAUCUUCCACGUUCUCGACGUCUCUCCUUUGUCGAUCUUCAACGACACGAAGAUCUUGUUUGUCAUCUCCAACGCACUUAUCAUCAUCAUCGCUGCCGAUUACGGUGCAUUCACUGAUAAAGAGAACCACGAUUUUUACGGAGAAUACACAGCCUCGAUGACAAGAGGUGCACGAGAAAACCCUAGACCGGAAAACUUGGGAUAUCGGGUGGAUAUGGCGGAAGAAAUCAAGAACCGUGAGAAACAAGAAGAACUAAAGGGAGCAAGAGACUUACAACAUCAGUAUUUGCCUAACAAGAAAGUGAAAGUUCCUGAGAGAAUCAUUCAAGCCGUGAGCAAGAACCAACCGAGAAACAUAACUAUCCAAAAGUUCGAGCCAAUGACUGAGAAAAACAAUCAUAUAACAGCUGCUAAAGAAGAAACUUGCAAAGAAAGAAAGGUGAACUCUAAACCGUACGAGAGAAGCAAAUCGGAUAAGGCUCGAGGGUCAAUGAUAACCAAGGAAAGCCGUCGUCAAGACAUCAAACAUAGACCUAAAAGUUACGAUCGAAGCCAGUCGGAUAGCUCGAAAUGGAUGGUUGUUCACAAGGUGAAGAAGGCUGAGGAGAUGGAGGAGGCGACGAAGAAGUGGGAGAAUGUAAGAGAAGAGUCGGAGGAGUUCUCGAAGAUGUCAAACGAGGAGUUGAACAGACGAGUCGAAGAUUUCAUCCAACGGAUCUACUUGGAGAAGAAACUCCGGUUAUUCUUACACAGUUCAAUCUCUCCAAAGCCAUUAGAGAGACAGUAUUCUUACACAGUCUCAGCUCUUCUCUCGGAUCCUUCCAUGACGGCAGACCAUCCAAAGGCCACAUCAUCUCUUUCCACCAUGUCUGCAGCACUGAGCUCGUCUCUCUACAUUUCCCCAAAGAAACCUUCAUGUCCACAACAAUCUCAACCCACAAUCUUAUCUACGAAACCCACGUCCAUCAAAACCACUCUCCAUAGCCACCCGCUCUUCUCUGUAGCCGAUCAGGCAGUAACCCUCCAGAUGAAAGAGAAGAUCCUCUGCCUCGAGCUCAUGGGGAUUGACUCAGGAAAAGCCCUCUCUCUCAACCCAUGUCUCUGCUCAGCUUCCCUUGAAUCCAUCGAAUCCGUCCUCCAUUUCCUUCAAUCAAAAGGAAUCUACCCAAAUGACCUCCCAAGAAUCUUGGGGAUGUGUCCUAAGAUCCUCACUUCCGACGUCAGAACAGAACUCCACCCUGUCUUCAUGUUCCUGUCGAAUGAUCUCCAUGUCCCUGAGAAUGCGUUCAGAAGAGUGAUCAAGAAAUGUCCAAGGCUUCUGAUUAGCAGCGUAGAAGACCAGCUCAAGCCUGCUCUUUUCUACUUGCAGAGACUUGGUUUCAAGGAUCUUGAAGCUCUUGCUUACCAAGAUCCUAUCUUACUGGUGUCUAGUGUUGAACACACUCUCAUCCCAAAACUUAGAUUCUUGGAGAGUAUAGGGUAUUCAAGAGCAGAAGCGAUUGGAAUGAUACUUAGAUGUCCAGCUCUAUUCACAUUCAGCAUAGAGAACAACUUCAAACCAAAACUGGAUUACUUCAUAAGUGGAAUCAAAGGAAAACUGGAGAAUCUAAAGGAGUUUCCACAGUAUUUUGCCUUCAGUCUAGAGAAAAGGAUAAAACCAAGACACUUAGAAUCAAUGGAGAGAGGUUUAGAGUUGCCAUUGUCAUUGAUGCUUAAGAGCACUGAUGAAGAGUUCGAGCAAUUGCUCACAAAGCACUCUUCAGUUGCAAACGUAUAAUAUUUAUUGUAUAUGUGGUGAAUGUUAAUGAUUGUGUUCAUAGCUUUAUAUAUUAAACAUUGUUCCAUGUGUCUCUGAAACAAUUGCCAAGUACAUAGCCUGGAGGAAUUUGUGAACAUCAACUCUAUUGAAAAAAAGUUCAAUUUGGUG
Molecule: messenger RNA, 2119 nt
Organism: Arabidopsis arenosa
Lineage: Eukaryota; Viridiplantae; Streptophyta; Magnoliopsida; Brassicales; Brassicaceae
Source: the annotation of a GenBank genome assembly